Molecule: messenger RNA, 4369 nt
Organism: Petromyzon marinus (sea lamprey)
Lineage: Eukaryota; Metazoa; Chordata; Hyperoartia; Petromyzontiformes; Petromyzontidae
Gene: GTPBP6
Product: GTP binding protein 6 (putative)
Cellular component (GO): cytoplasm
Molecular function (GO): GTP binding; ribosome binding
Source: RefSeq, a predicted model, not a curated record
GCGUCACGUCAUUUAUGGACGGCACCUUUUACAGUUUUACUUUCACUAUAACUGAGCUUAUUUAGCAGUAAUACGUUUUGAUUGUUGUAGGGUUUGCAAAUUAAAAAGAAACUGGUCAUGAUGAAACAUUUUAAGAAUGUAAUUCUCAUUAAGUCCCCAUCUUGUAAACAAGUUCAGUCUCCACCUCUUAUCCAUCUCCCUGGCCUACGUGCUAUGAAGGGCCAUUGCCCGAAACGUCGCCUAUUAUUUAGUUUUCUCAUUACCACUGUUAUUAAACGUAUUUUAAUUAUAUACAGUACAUGUUUUACAAAUGACCACGGUCGGAACCAAACUCUCGUAACUUCGGAACCUUUGUGAGUCAGCAGCGCGUUUCCAGGGGGGGAUGGGUGGCGGCACAUUUGCAGCAGUGUAACCACGUAUUUUGCGUCCGCGGUCAAAGUUCACGGGCUUCUCCCUCCGGGUGGAAGCCGAGAGCGGAACACGUGGGUAGGGGGAGGGUCACACAGCUCCACGCACCCCGCCACACGGGCUGGACUCUCACACGACGACCUCGCCAAUCUCGUCAAGGAGCGUAAACUAUCACGCGAACUCUGCUCAUCCUCGCAGGAGCAGCGUAUUUUGGCGAACCAUCGAACAAUGACGGAUACCGCAUCGCGCGUUUUCAGAUGCGCUGCUGGGGCUGUCUGGAACGCUCUUCCGAUAUUAUGAAGCCACUGGGAGCUAUGCACUUUUAACCCAUCUAGAUUGACAACUCAUUUCUUGAGAACUGCUUUUUGUGUUUAGCUGUCCUUCCCCCGCACCUCCGAUUAGCAAGGUUGGCGACGUACGAUGAGAAAGAAGUUCAACAUCUUGCCAGUCCGUCUCAGUAUUCGAUCACUACUAUCACGGUUACUCUACCAGUAAAUUUAAUUCGUAGAUUCCUCCACCCGUGUUAAAGAAUCGAUCUCUACCACACUUUUCUCUCAUCCACACUGCGUUCAGUCCCUUUAAGGCAACAGCAACAUACGUACUCACCCCACUAAUCACACUACAGGUCACAACAAUUCACCCACUUACCACACUGGAGGUCACAACUUGCCCGCUCACCACGCUGCAGGGCACCUCAUUACUCUUUCUGCUUCUUCCCUAGCAUUGCUCCACUCUGGAAUUCCCUCCCAUCUUUUCCCAAGCGCUUAAAAAAAACACUUCUCAAUUCAAGAAAGUAUUACACAUUUAUAUAUUGCAACGUUAUUGCUGUUGGUUUAUGACCGCUUGAGGUUUUGAGCCUUUCAGCCUGUACUCAGCAACUGCGUUAAAAAUAUACUUUUGUUACACUAAUGAUUGUACUCUCACAUGACUAGAUAUACACUUCGGGAUCAGCUACUCAGGCAGACGUCAGACAGACCCUGCACACGCGCAGUCACUAUCCACACAGACAGCAGUAGGGGUACGUUCUGUUAGCGAGUACCGAUUAAGGCUCCCCGCCACACGCAGGCAUGAUUCGCCGCGCCCCGUGGGCUCGACUCCUGGCCGCCUGCACGAGGUCUCGGGGUGAAUCCUUUGGCAGACACGUCAAACUGUUGAGACCCAACCCAGGACCCAUUCACGCGAUUUGUCAAUUGCCAGGCUGGCGUGGACUUGCUAGGGGACCUCAUAGUGGUGGUGGUGGUCAUGGUCGUGAUGCUGGUGGAGGUGAUGUUGACGCGGAGGAGUGUGAGGAGGAGCCGAUGUGGGAGGAGCUAGAGAAAGAUGUCGAAGCGUUCUUCGUGGCGGGAGAGCGCCGCGAGAUGGACGUGAUGAUCGUUCACCCCGUGGUGCGAGAGCGAGGAGUCAGCCCUCACGAGGCUGAGGUCCUGGUGAGCGAGGCGAUGGCUCUGGUGGGGACUCUGCCGGGCUGGGCGGUGCGCGACUGCGUGCUCCUGCGCUCGCGAAACCCGGGCUCCAAAUUCGUGUUUGGCAAAGGCAACUUUAAAACCCUCACUGACAAGGUGCGAGCAUCUCCUCGCCUCUCGGCCGUCUUCGUGAACAUGGAGCGACUCACUGUGGCGCAGGAGAUAUGCCUGGAGGAGGCAUGGGGCCUGCCUGUGCUGGACCGCUACUCGCUUGUACUCCGCAUCUUCCAACUGCACGCGCGGACACGCGAGGCCAAACUACAGAUCGCCCUGGCCAGCAUCCCCCUCAUGCGAUCUCGUAUGCGAAAGGAGCAUAAACAUCUAGACCAGCAAGGAGGAGGAUCGCGGUAUUUGAAAGGCCCAGGGGAGACGGCGCUGGAAACGCAGCGCCGCGUGCUGGAGCAGCGUGAGCAGCGGCUGCGGCGUGCGCUCGGCACUGUAGCACGCAAGCGCAGCCUUCUGCGCAGCCAGCGCAGCCGGGCAGAGCUGCCCGUCGUGGCGCUGGUCGGCUACACCAACUCUGGCAAGACGACGUUGGCACGUGCCCUGACACACGACCUAUCGCUGGAGCCACACGACGCAGUGUUCGCGACGCUGGAUGUGACAGCACACGCGGGUCUCCUGCCGGGCCGCACCACGGCUCUCUACGUGGACACCGUGGGCUUCCUCUCGCGCCUGCCCCAUGGCCUCGUCCACGCAUUCUCCGCCACCCUCGAGGACGUCCUGCACUCGGACGUGAUCGUGCAUGUGCGAGACAUCAGCAACACGGACACGGAGAGGCAGAGGGACACGGUGCUCCAUGUGCUCGCCCAACUUGGCCUCUCGGAGGCCGCGCGCUCUCGCAUCCUCGAGGUUCACAACAAAAUCGACCUCAUGCCGCAAAGGGAGCUGUCUGCUGGGGUUGGGGUUCAGGUGUCCGCGCUGCACGAAUGGGGUCUGGAGGAGCUCAAGGAGCGAGUACAGGAGGCUGUGCUCAUUGCAACAAAUAAGGCCGUCAUGGAACUCAGCAUUCCACUGGAAGGGGAGCAUCUGGCCUGGCUGUACCGCGAGGCCGCGGUUCAGGAUGUGCGAGUGAUCCCCGAGUCAUCCACCGCCCACGUCUCUGUCAUCAUCAGCCAGGCGGCCCUCGGAAAGUUCUACAAACGCUUUGGUCGCUCAUCGUGACAAUUCAACCCCAGCGUGACCGUCCAGUCCCCCAACAAACAGGUCAACAGGUUACCAGGUUACAGUGAUCACCUGCUCAAAUGAGCAUUGAGGUGGUUGGUCAUCCCUCACUGAGCCAGUGGUGAAAUGCCACUUUCUUAUGGCAGGGGGCAAGUAUAUCCAAGAUCAAUGCUAUGAGAGAACGUACAUGGAAAGUUCAUGAAUAUAAAUUUAUUUCAAAUUCUUGAAAUUUGGGGACUUCUGCUCCCCCUUGGGACGUUUCUAUAUCCGGCUCUGGGGUGUGUUUUCUCUAUAGGACGAUCACUGCUGACUUUACCAUGAAGUAACAAUUUUUUUCGACCCUGGAGUGAUGAUGGGUUUGUGACACGAUGCAGUCAGGCUUUUUUUAUUUUAUCAGGAGAUGAACUAAACCCAUUGAGAUGCUCGAAACAUCAUUGCUUCUUUAGCACGAUGACCUUGUGCCAAUAUGUAAUACAAAUUGCAAAACAACUGGAAAAAAAACAAUAGAAACUGGAUAAAACAAACAAUAUCAAGGCGAUUAACAAAGUAGCCAGAAAAAACUGGUUUCCAGAAUGUAAAGUAACCAACAUGAAAGUUUCACAAUAUGAUUUUCACUGAUGGUAACAAAAACAAGCGAGUGAUGUCUACUCCAAUGAGCAUCGAGGCAUUGGUGCUCAUCUCUUGUAAUUAGCACUGAGCCAGUAUUAGAAAUUACACAUUACCAUAGCGGGGGCGAGUCUCUCCAUAGGAAAAUCACUGCUGACUUAACCAUGAAGGGGUACUCAUUUUGACGACCGCUCUCUAUAAUUUAGAGCCGCUCUCUAUAAUUGAGUCUCCGGUGCUACAGCGGACGUCACUGCACCUAUGAGACCAGGUCACGCGCAUGCGUGUGUACCAACCUCAGUGUACCGACCUUGGAUUUAAAGUAUAUUUGUUUAACCAGAUAUCUCAACGACACCAGGAUACAUCAUUUUUAAGAGUGAUCUGGGUCAUCAAAAGGACAAAAGUAAUGCAAUUCAAACAAGGUGCAGCAAGAAAUCAAACAAAUCGGAGCAGAAAAAAAGAAAUCAGCAAAAACAGCAUUACAGAAUUGUAAAUUAAGCAUAGAAACAUUCAACAACAUUACCCGUGCUGAGAUGUAAUCCCACAGCAAGACAUCAACAUCACUUAUCAGUAAUCGGCGUCAUUGUGGAGUACAAAGAUAACGAUCCACCGUACAACCUUAGGGGCCGUCCAUAAAUGACGUCACGCGAUUUUUGACGAUUUUGACCCCCCCCCCCUUCGUCACACUGCGUCACAAAAAUCAGACCCCCCCUCAAAUAUGACGUCACAAA